Iphiclides podalirius (scarce swallowtail) is the source of this 1488-nucleotide messenger RNA. NCBI's taxonomy places the organism in Eukaryota, Metazoa, Arthropoda, Insecta, Lepidoptera, Papilionidae. The record is from the annotation of a GenBank genome assembly.
AUGGAUGUUGCUGUACUGACUCUGUUGGUAUGGCUGCUGCCGGUGGCAGUUACUGCUGGCGUUAUACGGAACCUCGAAGAAGAGCAGGAAGAGCCACGAUGCCGAACGUACACUCUCAACGACUUACUAUACUUGGAUUGUUCCGAUCUUGGACUUGCGGAAUUACCUGAGAAAUUGAAUUAUGACGCUCAAGCGGUGGUCUUGUCUAACAACAACUUCAUGUCUUUCCCUAGAGAACUUGAAAAUUUCUCCCGAGUCGAAAUUUUGGAUUUGUCAGGUAAUCGCCUAACGAGCCCGCUGCCGGCUUAUAUGAAGGGAUGGCAGAAUCUUCAUACUCUUAAUUUAUCCAAUAACAAUUACGAGACAUGGCUUUCUAGCGAUGAGGAAUACAACCUAAAAAGGCUAGACCUUUCUAAAAACAAAAUCAGCACCAUAGACGGGAGAGCAUUCGGUAAAAUGCCGAAUUUGUCUUUUCUCGAUUUAUCGGAAAACAGAAUUUACAAUUUGCCGCCAGAUGUCUUCUCUGACGCUAACAACUUGGACACACUUAUACUAUCUAGAAAUUACUUCUCAGAAGUGCCCAAAUUCCUGUCUCAGUCGCUGAGGAGUCUUAGCCUGAGCUAUUGUCAGAUAACAACUAUAGAUUCAACGGCACUUAUUGGCAUGCGUUCUUUACUUGAAGUCGACUUGUCCAUGAAUCAAAUAGAAGAUAUCCCGGACGGAAUCACAUCGAGUACGCUGCAGGAGCUCGAUUUAAGUUACAACGAAAUCAGUGUUAUAACGGACCAAACUUUCUCCGCGCUACCGCACCUGGCAGUGUUGGAUCUGAGAGGGAACGAGUUCAGGGAGGUAUGGCCGACCUCACGCUUCGCCUCGAAUCCGUUUCUGAGGGAAGUCCACGUGAAGGGGAACCGUUGGAGCUGCGAGGGGUUCAGCGUGAAUCUCUUAUUGACUUACGAGUUUUUGACGAAGGACCCGCCGAAGAUAGCGGACAGGGCUUCACUAAUUUGCUACUCACCGUCGAACGUCACGCAGCUCAGUUGGCAGCGUGCCUACAUAUUGACGUGGCACCCCAGCGAGACGUCAACGCAGACGUACACAAUGAUGGCGGUGUUCAUUGGUAUCAUCAUAGGAAUUGUGGCAACAUCGUGUGUUUGCAGGGGUUUGAUGACGAUCAACAAGCCCGACCCACCACGGCCCAACGCAGAGACCAGUGUCAUGAACACCAACAGUGUGAUUACUCAGCCCAGAGCUGAAAGCGUCGUCAUGAGGAUACCUCUUCGGGAAGACCUACCUCCGAGUUACGACGAAGCGCUUUUAAUGCCGCGCCUCAAUUCAUCAUUCCACUCUCUACCGGAUUUCGUCGACGAGGAAGACAAUCUUGAACGCCAAUGCCGAAGAUCCAGAUCAAUUGGUGACCUUACAGAGUCCAGGACUAGAGCAACAGACAGGCGAUCUAUAAGACGGACAGUCGAAAUACGCAUUAAC